Orcinus orca (killer whale) is the source of this 671-nucleotide messenger RNA. Its product is annotated as interferon omega-1-like. Gene Ontology annotation, molecular function: type I interferon receptor binding; cytokine activity. Gene Ontology annotation, biological process: adaptive immune response; cytokine-mediated signaling pathway; humoral immune response. Bases 58 to 645 code for a protein of 195 amino acids. Gene Ontology annotation, cellular component: extracellular region. The transcript has a single exon. NCBI's taxonomy places the organism in Eukaryota, Metazoa, Chordata, Mammalia, Artiodactyla, Delphinidae. The record is from RefSeq and is a predicted model, not a curated record.
CCCAAGGUUCCCCCGGACGCCCGUCUCAGCCAGGCCAGCAGCAGCCUCAUUUGCCCCAUGACCUUCGUGCUCUCUCUACUGACCGCCCUGGUGGUGUUCAGCUACGGCCCUGGUGGAUCUCUGGGCUGCGACCUGUCUCAGAACCACGUGCGGAUUAGCAGGAAGAACUUCAUGCUUCUGGGCCAGAUGCGGAGAAUCUCCCCUCGCUUCUGUCUGAAGGACAGAAAAGACUUCGGUUUCCCCCAGGACAUGGUGGAUGGCAGCCAGCUCCCGAAGGCCCAGGCCACCUCUGUCCUCCACGAGAUGCUCCAGCAGGUCUUCCGCCUCUUCCACACAGAGCGCUCCCCUGCCACCUGGGACACCUCCCUCCUGGACAAACUCCGCACUGGACUCCAUCAGCAGCUGGAGGACCUGGACGCCUGUUUGGUGCAGGCGAUGGGAGAUGAAGAAACUGCCCUGGGAGUGACGGGCCCUACACUGGCCGUGAAGAGGUACUUCCAGGGAAUCCACCUCUACCUGAAAGAGAAGAAAUACAGUGACUGUGCCUGGGAAAUUGUCAGAGUGGAAAUCAUGAGAUCCUUGUCUUCAUCAACCAAUUUGCAAGAAAGGAUAAGAAUUAUGCAUGGAGACCUGGGGUCACCUUGAAAUGAUUCUCAUUGACUAAGAUGCCC